Passer domesticus (house sparrow) is the source of this 2913-nucleotide messenger RNA. RefSeq names its product homer scaffold protein 3 (gene HOMER3). The record is from RefSeq and is a predicted model, not a curated record. Gene Ontology annotation, cellular component: cytoplasm; dendrite; plasma membrane. Gene Ontology annotation, biological process: G protein-coupled glutamate receptor signaling pathway; regulation of store-operated calcium entry. The transcript is spliced from 10 exons. The coding region runs from base 786 to 1853 and encodes 355 amino acids. Gene Ontology annotation, molecular function: G protein-coupled glutamate receptor binding. Lineage: Eukaryota; Metazoa; Chordata; Aves; Passeriformes; Passeridae.
AGGGAACGGCAGGAGCGGGCAGGGACCGAGCAGGGAACGGCAAGGACCGGGCAGGGACUGGUUCGGGAUCGGCAAGGACCGGGCGGGACCGGGCAGGACCGGGCAGGGAGCGGAUAGGAUCGGGCAGGUACCGGGCAGGAGCGGCAGGACCGGGCCGGGAGCGGGCAACAAAGAGCUGGGUCCGGCCGGGCCGCGGGGCAGCGCUCGGUGCGGCGGGAGGAAGGCUCGGAGAGGCACCGGCCCCAUCCAGCCGCUCCCCGCCGGGCUGGGAGCGAACGAGGGAACCGGGCAGCAGCGGCGGGGAAGCGCCGGGGGAGCCCCGGGACCGAUCCCGAGCCCCUCCCGGUGCCGCUCCCGGUCCCCUUGUCUCUCCUGGAGCCGCUCCCGAGGGCACUCCCGGUACCGCUCCCGAUCCCGGUACUGAUCCCGACCCCGGAGCCACUCCCGGUUCCGAUCCUGAUCCCGAUCCCGAUCCCGGUGCCGCUCCCGGAGCCCUUCCCGGUACCGCGGAGCAGCAGCAACGCUUCAAAGUGAAAUUCCGGAGGAAAUUUAAAGAGCAUCCGGAUCCGGAGAAAGACAGAAAGAAAGAGGAAGGGGAGAAGGAGAAGGAGGAGGAGGAGGCGGCGGCGGCGGCUGGCGAGGCUCGGUGCCGGUGCCGGUACCGGCGGGGAUGGGGGAAUGAAUCCCUGUGGAGGAGCCUCAGAGCAGCUGAGAGAGCCCUGAGAGGAGCUGCUGGAGGAGGGGACGCCCCGCUAACUGCACCAGCCUCCUGCCCUUACUAACAAAUGUCAGCAACUCGGGAGCAGCCCAUCUUCAGCACCAGGGCCCACGUGUUCCAGAUCGACCCGGCCACCAAGAGGAACUGGAUCCCGGCCAGCAAGCACGCCCUGACCGUCUCCUACUUCUACGAUGCCACCCGCAGCGUCUACAGGAUCAUCAGCGUGGGGGGCACCAAGGCCAUCAUCAACAGCACCAUCACCCCCAACAUGACGUUCACCAAGACCUCGCAGAAGUUCGGGCAGUGGGCUGACAGCAGGGCCAACACGGUCUACGGGCUGGGCUUCGCCUCCGAGCAGCACCUUAGCCAGUUUGCAGAGAAGUUCCAGGAGGUGAAGGAGGCCGCUCGUGUGGCCAGGGAGAAAUGCCAGGACAAGACUGAGCUCACCAACCCUGCCCUGAGCAUCCCUUCCCACCAGGUGCUGCCCAGCCCCAUCAUCAGCUCCAACGGGCCGGGGGAGGACAAGCUGUUCCGCAGCCAGAGCGCCGAUGUGGAGAGCAGCACCGAGAAGGAGAGGCUCAAGAAGAUGCUCUCAGAGGGCUCGGUGAGCGAGGUGCAGUGGGAGGCAGAGUUCUUCAGCCUGCAGGACAACAACUCCAAGCUGGUGGCUGCCCUGCACGAGGCCAACGCCAGCGUGGAGCAGUGGAAGCAGCAGCUGGCGGCGUACCAGGAGGAGACGGAGGCACUGCGCCUCAGGGUGGCAGAGCUGGAGGCACAGGGCACCCACGAUUCCUCCAGCGAGAACAACAAGGAGGAGCUGAGCCAGACCCUGGAGGAGCUGGAGCUGCUGGUCAAGGCUAAAGAUGAGGAGAUCCAGAUGCUGAAGAGCCAGAGGUGCCGCUGGGAGGCCGAGGGGGAGCGCGAGGAGACGCUGCAGAAGCUGCAGGAGCUGGAGGCCCGGAACGCGGAGCUGGAGCAGCGGCUGCAGCUGGCAGAGCAGAGCCUGGCAGAGAGCCUGGCAGACAGGGACAGGAUGCACCACGAGGUCGCCAAGGCGGCCGAGAUCAUGGACGUGAAGAUCUUCGAGCUCAGCGAGCUCAGGCAGGGCCUGGCCAAGCUGGUGGAGAGCAACUGAGAGCAGCAGAGAGCCCCUGGGCAGGGGCACCUCAGCUGGGGCCGGGCACCACCCAGGGAUCCCGAGGGCACCAAGAGAUUCUGUGGGCACUGAGAACUCCUGUGGGCACCAAGAGAUCCUGUGGGCACCAAGAGAUCCCGAGGGCACCCAGAGAUCCUUUGGGCACCACCGUGAGAUCCUGUGGGCACUGAGAACUCCUGUGGGCACCAAGAGAACCCGAGGGCACCCAGAGAUCCUGUGGGCACCACCGUGAGAUUCUGUGGGCACUGAGAACUCCUGUGGGCACCACCAAGAGAUGCUGAGGGCACCAUGAGAUCCUGUGAACAUCAAGAGCUCCUGUGGGCACCAUCCAGAGCUCCCGUGGGCACCCAGCAGCCCCGGUGCUGCCCGGGCAGCAUUUGCCACCCACCAGCAGCUGCCUGGACAGAGCGGGCACCAGACUGGUCACUCAGUGCCCAGCGAGCCCCAGAGCCCCAAAUCCCCUCCAGGGAGCCCCUGAACCCCCAAACCUCUCCAGGGAGCCCCUGCACCCCCAGCAGAGCUCUCUGGCCCUGCCCUGGCCCAGGGGUGCCAGCUGUGCCCGUGCCACCCCUGCUGCCACCGUGUCCCCGAGGUUUUUACAUUUCCUAAGGGCAGGGCCGAGCCUUGGGGCAGGAUUGAUUCUUUUUUCUGUAGUUUUUUUAGGAAACCACUUGCCUUUUGCAGAGCAGCUGCCUGCUCCCCCUGGCUGGGGAGGCAGGAGGAGCUGGGCACUGCCAGGAGUUCCUCCUCUUCCUCUUCCUCCAUGCUGGGUGCUCCCAGCAGGAUCCAGCCCCUGGAGCAUCCCGGGGAGCAGAGGUGGAGGAAAAUUCUGGAAGGUUUUCCCUGGCCCCAGAGGAAAAUCUGCAUUUUCACAGCCUGGAUGAGCUGAGGAUUGAAGGACUGCUGGAAAUGUUGGGGCUGGGCACGGGGAAUUUGGGACAAGGGACGUCCCUCAGGGCCACCAAGCUGCUGGGCUGGCAUCGCUGCAGCCCCGGGGGCUGAGGUUAAUUGGAAUUAAAUGGAGCAAAUCGCAGCUGCU